This is a messenger RNA of Trypanosoma grayi, 1917 nucleotides long. RefSeq lists its product as hypothetical. The coding region runs from base 1 to 1917 and encodes 638 amino acids. The record is from RefSeq and is a predicted model, not a curated record. NCBI's taxonomy places the organism in Eukaryota, Euglenozoa, Kinetoplastea, Trypanosomatida, Trypanosomatidae. The transcript has a single exon.
AUGUACUCCCCGUGCGAGGCCGUGUACGGCUAUGACAGAACACACAUCAAGCGAAUGACACCACUGGAGUACAUGCGGGAGAAGGACACCCCUGCCGCUCGUUAUUCAGCGCGGGAAGGUGACGGUGGCGGACUUCUGCGCUCACGAGACCCCAACGUGCAGUUCUACUCCAAGUACCCUGUGUACGACCGCUCUGGGCGUGAGCUCUGUGUGCUGUACCAGAUGCUGGAGAUGGAGGUGCAGCAGGAACUCCGACGUGUCGAGCGGGGUGGCGACGCCACACGCAUUUCUGGCGUGCGCCUCAGCGCUGAGAUCACGCUGGACGAUACGCCUGACGAAGCAUUGAGAGUGCCACAGCAGGAACAACCCCAACCGCAUAAGCAGGAGUCUGCCGGUGCGUAUUAUCUGAACCAUUUCGUUCCUGCGCCACUAGUAGGUGAGGAUGACGACGUCGACGUGUCUGCGUCGACCCACCGGAUCUCUAGCAUGAUGGUGCCGUCUCCAAAUUAUGUGGGCGCUGUCGCCCAGGCUCCACGCGCGUCGAGUUUUUCCAUCUAUCGUGAGAGUGGUCUCAACCCCUGCAUGAAGCUGCCUGAGCCGCAAGAGGGAAAUCAACAGCAUCAACAGCAAAGGUCAGAUGUCAUAUCAGAUGGCAGUCAUUCUACCUUUGUCUCGCAGCGUCUUCUUCGCGGAGACGGCAAUGCACACACCUUUUACCCACCGCCGCCGCCGCAGCGCAGCAGCACUGCGUCCCCAAAGCGUUUAGGUGACAUUGACGGUGAAACUGAUAAUGACAAUGAAGAGGAUAACGAGAAUGUUUACACCACAGAGGUGGGUCUCGAAACGACCUCGGGGCCGGAGCAGUUGCGGUUCACGACGGUGCGCCCAUCAGAGCUGCGUACGACAAAGCAGCUAUUUGUCCCUGGUCGCACGACGACCACGCGCCGCACCAUUAAGCACGCCAGCCCGAUCCCAAGCCAGGUAUACGGCAUCCACAGCCAGACAAUACCAGCUGCUCUCGUGGCGCCUCUCGUUUCCGCCAACUUGGAAGCCAUCUGUUGCAGCAGUGAUUUCUGGAGCAUCGACGAGCUCACACCGCAGCUGCGUCCUGGCAUAACCGUGACGCUCUGCGGCGACCGCUACCAUGUCCUCCGCUAUCACGAUUCCUCCGAUGUUUACGAGGCGUACACAGAAACAGAGACACAGCUGAAUGCCUCUGAACAGGUGCUGCUGUAUCGCUGGAGCGUGCGUGCGGUGCAACACGGGGUGAAUGAGGCCCACCGAGCAGCGCUAGGCUUGUCCCUCACUUCUUCUGCUCUGCGUGUCGCUGGGUACCGGUACCGUGACGGCGGCUUGACGGCCAUCACUUUACCAAUGGGGUAUCGUGCGGUGCCGCUCUCCACUGUGCCACUCUCAGCCGGCUCCUUCCCUACGUGUGUGAAACUCCUGCUGCGGAUGCUUUCCGAUCUCGUGGUGAAGCGCACCAUUCACGGCAAUUUAAGAGCGAUGAAUCACAUCUUUUUGGCCCUUCGGCGUGGGGACGUUGGCGUGGACAUGCCCGCUGCCGUGUUGGUUCCGGUGCACUGGGAGAGACUUGUGGAUUUUAGCAUGUUUGUGGACCGCAACGCCGGACGCACUAUUCCCAUGUCCCACGAUGAUGACGGGAGUCGUAAAGGUGAGCGCGUGUUCCACGGCCAAGAUGUGUCAACAGUGGUAACCAUGCUUCUUGAGAAUGAGCUCGCCGAACACCUGCGGCCCGAUCAACUUGCCGAGGCUCAGCGUCUUAUGAUGUUGACGACAGAGCCCACGCAGGUUGCCAAUUACUUGAUCCAGUUGAAGAACACAAUGACGGCCAUCCCGUCUGACAUGGCAUCGCUCCAGCAGGACUAUGAGGUGUCGCUACAGAGUUUCUGCUAA